AUGCAAAUGAAUGCAACAUCAUUAUAUAAACGUACAGAAGUUAUUGGAAGAGGGAAAUUUGGGGUUGUUUAUAAGGCACAACAUAAACAAACAAAACAAAUAGUUGCCAUAAAAGUACUUAAUCUUGAUACUGAAGAAGAUGAAGUUAUUGAUGUUCAACAAGAAAUUCAAUUUUUAAGUGAAUUGAAAAAUGUUCCUAAUAUCACUCAUUAUUAUGGUUGUAUUUUAAAUGAUACAAAAUUAUGGAUCAUUAUGGAUUAUUGUGCUGGUGGUUCAUUACGAACAUUAUUAAAAGCAGGGGUAUUAGAAGAAAGAUAUGUUGCCGUGAUUGUCCGUGAAUUAUUGAUUACAUUAUCAGCAGUUCAUAAAUUAGGAGUUAUUCAUCGUGAUUUAAAAGCAGCCAAUGUAUUGAUUUCAAAAGAAGGUAAUGUUCAAUUAUGUGAUUUUGGUGUUGCUGCCAAAAUAACCGCCAAUUCCUCUAAACGUACAACAAUGGCAGGAACUCCCUAUUGGAUGGCACCUGAAGUUAUACGUACUGGAGAUACGUAUAAUAGUAAAGCUGAUAUAUGGUCAUUGGGGAUAACUAUUUAUGAAAUUGCCACGGGUAAUCCACCAUAUUGUGAUAAAGAUGCAUCAUGGGCAAUGCAAUUAAUUUCCAAACUGACUCCACCUAGAUUGGAAGGAAGAGAAUUCUCUCUGGCUUUAAAAGAAUGUAUCGCCUUGUGUCUUGAUGAAAACCCUGAAGAAAGACCUUCAGCUGAUGAUUUAAUGAAAUGUAAGUUAGUUAAAAUUUAUAAAAAUCAUCCUACAUCGAUACUUAAAGAGGUUAUAUCACGAUACUUGUUGUGGAGAGAUAAAAAUUCUUCUCGUGAUUCAGUUUUCAUUAAUUUGGAAAAUGAACAAGAAGACUCUGUUGAUGAUAUUGUUAAUAAAAACCUCGAUGGUGGAUAUCAUAAUCAUAAUCCACAGCAACAGCAACAACAACAACAGCAGCAACACAACCACCAAAGCCAUGACCAAGAUCAUGAUGGACAUAGUAAUCAAAUACAAGUUAAAUGGGAUUUCGAUUCUUUGAGUAGUCGAGAAUAUAUUAUGGAAAAUGAUAUUGAUUUGGAUAAAGUCAAUCAACAAUACAAUAACAAUUUUGAUACCCAACAAGAAAAUACUUAUUCUACUUUACCAACAUUAAAAGCGCCCACUACUAAGAAUAAUACAUUAGCAGCUACAAACAAAAAUUCGAUGACUGCACUGAAAAAUAAUAGCAAGUCUACCACUGAAGUUCCUAAAUCUCUACAAAUGUUGUUUGAAGAUAAUUCAGAGGAACAAGAAGAUUUAGCACCUCCGAAAAGCAAUGUCAGCGUCAUGGAAAGAAUGGAGUCACCGACGAUAGAAAUCCCAGAUAUGGAUAGUCUUUCACAAUUACCAUCAGCAUCAACAACUAAUCAUCCUCAUUUAAACAAACCACCAGCAUUAUAUCAUUCACAGUCUGCAUCUGGAAAUUUGGAAAGUCGAUUUUCUUCGUUAAGUACGUCGCCAAAGGAUAAUGGGAAUGGAAUUAACAAUAAUAAUAGUGGCAUAAGUAGACCAAGAAAGAAAACUAUAUCCAAUACUUCUGGUGGGACCGUUAAUGCUCAAUUUCAACAGGCAUCAUCAGCUGUACCUCAUACACCACCUUAUACUACACCUGCUUCAGUUAGAACCCCAUCUCCUAAACCACCAUCUUCUGUCAACUUAUUAAAUGCCACUAGUAUGAGUAAGACAGGAUCGCCAUCAAAAAUGAAAGCAUUACAAUCAAGUUCAAACCCGUUAUUACAACCAAUAAAUAUGAAACUGGAAAAUAUGAACGCAGCAGUCACAGGUGGUACUGGUAGUCAUCCUCCAAUGCAAGCUCCUCCACAAUUAGUUACACAACAAUCUAUGCCCGUUCUUCCUACGACAACGGCAACAACAUCAUCAUCAUCAUCAACAACAACAGGAGCAACAACCGGUAAUAUGAAAAGUCGACGCAAUAAACCAGGAUUUAUUCAAAUGCCAACACCAUCGAAUACAUUAAUAAAUAACAUGUCAUCACUAACAAAUGAUCACCAAGAUAGUGGGAAUGGGAAUAAUGGUGGAGAUAAUAAUAAUAAUGUUAACCAAUUUGGUAUAAACCCUGCUCAAGCGGCUAGUAUGCCUGUUUCAAUGACACCUGUCACUGAAAAGGAUCAUUCACAAUUAUUUCCAAACACUAAUAAUGAUGAAUCUUCAGAAAAGACUAAUAGUAGUAGAUCUCAUCAGAAUAGUUUACUGUCACAAAAGAAAUCACUUACUAGUUUAUCAAGUCAUAAUUUAUCUAGUUUGGGAUUUUCAAAUGGUAAUAAUAAUCCUACUACUGCUCCACCUCCUCCACCUCCUACUAUGUUUGCAAAUAGAGGAAGUUCCAAUAGUAUUCUGCAACUGCAAGUUAAUUUCAGUCUAAAUGGUGGUGGAGGAACUACAUCAAAUGGUAAUAAUAAUGGUAUUCAAACUUCAGGUGGAUUUCCAGUUAUACCCAAUAUUAACGGUGAUGUAUUUUCCGAUACAGUUGCUAAACAGAAAUUAGUUAAUGAAUUAGAUGUGAUGAUUACACUUUUCAAUCAAGGAUUAGAGGUUCUUGAAGAAAUUUUAUAG
This is a messenger RNA of Candida dubliniensis CD36, 2649 nucleotides long. RefSeq names its product putative serine/threonine protein kinase (gene KIC1). The coding region runs from base 1 to 2649 and encodes 882 amino acids. The transcript has a single exon. Gene Ontology annotation, biological process: protein phosphorylation. The record is from RefSeq and is a predicted model, not a curated record. NCBI's taxonomy places the organism in Eukaryota, Fungi, Ascomycota, Pichiomycetes, Serinales, Debaryomycetaceae. Gene Ontology annotation, molecular function: protein kinase activity; ATP binding.